GAAAUAUGUAUGGUGAAACUGUUUAACACAAUUGGUAGAUCACGAGAAGGGCCGCCGUGGAACAGCGGAACCAUGCGUGCUUUGGGGUCCGAGGGAUCUCUAACCGCACGGGUUCGAAUCUUGUCCACGGUCCGAGUGUAGGUUGGGCUUCCUCACUCGUGGCAAUGGUUUCCUAGUGGGUGGGCUUUGAGAUAGGAGGUACCCCAAAAAGUAUCCCUUUAGCCCAUAAAUUCCCGUGAAAAGCCCACAUGGUAUAAAUAAAGGAAAAAAGAAAGGAGUAGAAGUCUGCAUGCCAACGUCCUCAUUGCUACCAACUAGGACCACUUGGCAUACCUGAGACACACCUGUUAUCCUGACAAUGCCUACACCCAUAUAUUAAAUAUGGCAAAGCUCUUUUAUCUUGUCAAUGUACUGUUGUUCUUGCUUUACUCUAAAAUAUUCACUAAACUAUUGAGUACUCCGAGUCAAAUACACGAAUACAAGCACUACGGAAAUAUUAAACCCGAUUAUGAUUACAAGUACAAGGUAUUAUGUAAUCAAGUACGAGUAUAUAUGAGUAUGUACAAGUACCCAAACCUGUAGGAAGCUGAUAUGAACCAAUCAGCCUUGAUUUGCUAAGUGAUAAUAUCAGACAUUUAUUAGUCGUCUGGUAACACCUCAUUCAUCAGUGGUCUAGCAGCUCACAUUCAUCACUCGCUGGCUGGCAGCCCUAUCAUACGGGCGCACAUUUGUUACUGUGAGAACACAGUUGUAGCGAAUUUGAGCCCGAAUUGGAAAAGACACCCGUGUGAGCUCUACCACUGCCGCACGACUCUUUCAAAAUAUCUAAGAAUGAUGUUAGUAAUUACAAUGGUGGUGGCAUUGGUGGCCUUCACCGCAGCCAAGCAGCCAUCGCCACUCGUGACGCUUAAGCAGGGCACCAUCCUGGGAUCACGAGAAAAGGCCAUAAACGACCGAGUGUACUACGCCUUCAAAACCAUUCCUUACGCCAAACCACCCAUCGGACCCCUCAGACUCAAGGAUCCAGAGCCAGCCCCUGCAUGGAGCGGCGUCAGGAACGGCUCACUCCCCUUACCGAAGUGUCCACAGUCUUCCAUCUUUCUCAUGUCUCAGAACUCUGUCACAGGGCAAGAGGACUGUCUCUACCUCAACGUUUAUACGCCAAGGCCAUACAAGUCGAACCUGCCCGUCAUGGUGUUCAUUCAUGGCGGUGCAUUCGUGAUCGGAUCGGCCAUGGGUUCUGUUACUCCAAUGCUGCCAUCACCGUUGAUGCAGAAAGACGUAGUGAUGGUCGCCAUGAACUAUCGCCUGGGUGCUCUUGGCUUCCUCUCGACGGGAGACAAUGUUUUGCCGGGUAAUUUGGGCCUAAAGGACCAGACUCUGGCCCUCCAGUGGGUGCAGGACAAUAUUAAUGACCUCGGCGGUGAUCCUAACCAAGUCACCAUAUUUGGUGUCAGUGCUGGAGGCAUCUCUUCGCACCUGCACAUCCUCUCCCCGAGCUCAGCGGGGCUGUUCCAGAGAGCCAUCCUGCAGUCAGGCACAGCACUACUCACAGGAGUUUUCGUUCCCGCUCGGAAGGGCGCCAUCAGCAUCAGCAAGGCACUCAACUGUACCGGCGAGAAUAGCCGCCAACUCUUGGCGUGUUUCAUGAAAGCAUCUGUCGAGGACUUGUUGCAUGCCCAGAGCAACUUAACUGAAUGGUACGAUCUUCCCAUGACUGUGGGUGUGCAAGUGGACGGAACCUUCUUGCCUGACUACCCGGCGGUCCUACUCAAAUCCGGGCGGUACAAUAAGGUGGAUGUGAUGAUCGGAUGGACGAGGGACGACGGUAGCAUUAUUACAGCAGGUCUCUUCACCAAGAAAAGGGAACAAGCCUUGUCGCAAGUAAAUGAAAAAUUCGAAAAAGUAGGGCCACUGUUGCUCUCGCUAACGGAGGAGGAGGAUCCCGUCUAUCUGGCACGGCGAAUUUGGUUUCAGUAUACAAGCGGCGCCAACUUGACGCUGGACAACGAGGCUGACUUCACAAAUCUUCUGACGGACUUUGCUUACGGGAUUCCUGCCAUGCAAUCAGCUGAGAUCCACACUAAAACACCCGACAAGAAGAUCUUCCUAUACAGACUUGACCACUGUCUUGAGAAGUCGUACUUUCACGUCCUAACAAACACUUCCAUCAAAAGGAAAAUGGCGUCGCACGGGGACGACAUGAUGUAUCUCACACAAGCCUCCCCACACCUGGUUCCAAUGCAACGCCGAAUGGACCUCCACAUGCAACAUAUUAUCGUGACUCUUUGGACCAACUUUGCAUCUACGGGCAACCCGACUAUCAAUGGCACUCUGGGUUUUAGAUGGACUCCAGUGACACCCACGAGACCUCUCAGCUAUUUGUCUCUUACCACCUCCCCUAACAUGCAGCAAGUGAAUAGAGUGAGCCAAGAUUUCUGGAACUCCCUGCCCACCAAGAACACCAAGAUUCUCUACCCCGAGCGUUUCCUUCAAUCCAUUGACAACAAAGAGACGUCGUUGUCCUGUGAACAGAGCUACCCUUCGGAACUCCCUGCAUUAGACUCGUACAGUAGGAAUGUGUUACAGAUGAGUUAGAGAUCAUGUAAUCCCUCUAUGUAAUAUUUCCUUGUUGCUUUCUCUAAUGCUAAGUAAAGACCGGCUAAUCCCAAAGAUUAUGAAGGAUAAAAGCACAUUAUGUGUUAAGAUUCUCAUUAUCUAUAAUGAAUUUCAGCUGGAAAGCCGAUUAGAAAUAAUACAGAAAUUCCUGGAGGGAUGAGGCGCAUUACUGUCAAUACAUUUACGAGUUGUGAAUGUACAUGAUGGCGUUGCCUUUGUGUAGAUACAAAACAACAAAUGCAUCAACAAUUCUACGCCUCAUCUUGAAAAUAUUAUGACAAUUCAGAAAACUGAAGUUAUGAUAUAACGUUACAAAUACUAGUGUGUGCGUUGGCACCGGAAAGGUAUCUUAGCUUGCUCAAGCCAUUUUGGUGAGUUGUUGAUACUAGAAACUCUUCAACACGCCAAGUAUCGCAAUGAAGGAACUGAAGUGUGUACAUUUUGAUAUAAUGAGUACAAAGGUCUUUGUUCGGAAAGUCCCAGGUAUCUGUCUGAUAUACUUACAUUGUGAGAGUUAUUUAAAAUGUCAGCACUUUACAAAAACUACAGCAACAUGUACGGAUGCAUAUUUUGGAAACUUGCAAGCCCAGAGCUUCUUGUUUAGUUCUAAAAACCUUUCCUAUUAGCAUAGAUAAACGGAACAAAGAAUUACCAUGUUGUAAGUAAGGCAAGUUUAUAUUUGGAUAUUGUAGCUUUAUUUAUAUGUAUAUUUACUUGAUAAAAACAAAUAAAUGAA
Portunus trituberculatus (swimming crab) is the source of this 3355-nucleotide messenger RNA. Its product is annotated as juvenile hormone esterase-like. Lineage: Eukaryota; Metazoa; Arthropoda; Malacostraca; Decapoda; Portunidae. The record is from RefSeq and is a predicted model, not a curated record. The transcript is spliced from 12 exons. Bases 832 to 2598 code for a protein of 588 amino acids.